Cucurbita pepo subsp. pepo (vegetable marrow) is the source of this 1349-nucleotide messenger RNA. Lineage: Eukaryota; Viridiplantae; Streptophyta; Magnoliopsida; Cucurbitales; Cucurbitaceae. The record is from RefSeq and is a predicted model, not a curated record.
AUGCGUCCCAAAUCUCUCUCUGUUCAAUAAAUGCUAGUCUGCAUUGUGAGAAUCCGCAAUUAAUUCUUCUCCUUAUUCGCCUAUUUCUUAUAUCAAUUGUGCGUAAAUUGUAAAACCUCAGAAUAAGAAAUCUCUGCAUUAACUCCCUCAAUUUUUUUGGGACAAUUUUUACUUUCAAUGAUGAUUCAAUUCUUCCUAUGCUCAAUCGUGUCAGUAUUUAUUGCAAGAACCAGCUUGAAACUUGCUGAUUCUUGUCCUUCCCCUUCAGACCCACUUACCCAUUAAUUUCCCCUCUUUCAAUUUUAGUUGAUUGAGAUAAUGUUUCCCCUUUCGCAUGGCUUUCCUCCUCCUUUCUCUGUAAUUCGCUCUGAAAAUUUGCAAGGGAAGGAUCUAGGUUCUUUCUUUCACUCUGGUCACUAGAGGGUGGGGUGUCCCUGCCUCUGAUUUUGAAAGUUGUGAGAUGGGAAGAGCGCCUUGUUGCGAUAAGGGGCUAAAGAAAGGGCCGUGGACAUCAGAAGAAGAUGAGCUUCUUAUCAAUUAUAUCAAGCAAAACAAUGGCCAUGGAAGCUGGAGAUCGCUCCCCAAGCUUGCAGGUCUUCUACGAUGUGGGAAGAGCUGCCGUUUGAGGUGGACAAACUAUCUAAGACCUGAUAUCAAACGUGGCCCCUUUACCACCGAGGAAGAGAAGCUUGUUAUUCAGCUCCAUGGAAUUCUCGGAAACAGGUGGGCUGCUAUUGCUUCUCAACUACCAGGAAGAACAGACAACGAAAUCAAGAACUUAUGGAACACCCACCUCAAGAAACGUCUUCUUUGCACAGGCAUUGACCCUCAGACACAUGAACCCUUCAACUCUCGCAGCUCCUUCUCUACAGCACCGGCAUCACCGAGCACCCGCCACAUGGCACAGUGGGAGAGUGCUCGGCUCGAAGCCGAAGCUCGACUUUCAAAGGAAUCAUCACUCUUCACCCUCCUCCCCACGGAAAGAACAACUGAUUCUGACUUUUUUCUUCAAAUAUGGAACUCUGAAAUUGGUGAAUCAUUUCGUAGGUGCAGGGAAGACAAAACAACAUGCCAAAGCCAAAGUCCCAUAUCCUCAUCAACUAAAUACGAGUCGGUUUUCGUCGUCGCUACCGACAACGUAGUCGAUUACACCGGUGCCUCCUCAGCCAUGGAAAGCAAUAAUGAAAAUGAAGAAACGGAAUACAAAAACUUCAAACCAAUAGCUGACAUUCUGAUGUCGAAGUCUGAUUCAUCGAGUGUGAACGAGUUCGAGGAGUCAUCAGACAGUGCAUUCGAACUGCUUCUUGACUUCCCCAUUAACAAUGACAUNAGCUUCUAGGAAGAAAAAG